This is a messenger RNA of Brugia pahangi, 2340 nucleotides long. The record is from the annotation of a GenBank genome assembly. Lineage: Eukaryota; Metazoa; Nematoda; Chromadorea; Rhabditida; Onchocercidae.
AUGUAUGCCAAUAAACGACGACAACGAAAUUUUAAACGUAUACGUGAAGGAAUAAAACCUGGACUUGCUACUAAUCCAAGCAAACGACAUCGCGAAAGACUGAAUAGUGAAUUGGAAAUUGUUGCUGCAUUAUUACCGUACGAGCAAAAUGUUAUUUCAAGGUUAGACAAACUUAGUGUAUUACGAUUAGCUGUGAGUUACCUGCAAAUUAAAACACAUUUUCAAGCAUGCUUACAUCGAUAUAUUUCAAAUUUUCCAUUUGCUUUCGCGCAUAGUUACCCAUUUAUUCCAACCAGUGAUGCGACAAUUUCAUACGGUGGCGGUAUCCCAACAGCUAUUCAUCAUUGCUCAGGACAAUCUUUGAUCGAUCCAAAUGAGUAUGAUUUCGAAAGUAUGGCUCUAAAGGCACUUGGUGGUUUUAUUUUGAUAUUGAAUGAGAAUGGUGAUAUUUAUUAUGUAUCAGAAAAUAUUGAAACUUAUCUCGGCUUUCAUCAAUCAGAUAUCCUUCAUCAAUCUUUAUUUGAAAUGAUACAUUCGGAAGAUCGGGAAGAUAUCAGAUUGCAAUUAGCCUGGAAUUACAAUGUUCCACUUCAUAUGACCUGUUUACAGGAUAUUCUUACACCCAAUGGUAUGCCUUAUUUAGAACGAAAUGUUAAUGCUCGAUUUCGUUGUUUAUUGGAUAACACUUGCGGAUUUCUCAGGAUAGAUGUACGUGGAAAGCUAAUGAGUCUUCAUGGUUUGCCGAAUUCUUACGUAUUGAACAGGAUAGAAAAUCAUUCUUCCGGUAAUAUGGUUCUUGGCUUAGUUGCCGUUUGCAGUCCGUUUGUUCCGCCAAAUGUUGCCGAUCAGCAACAAAUGGAUGAUCCAAUCUUGAAAACGAAGCAUUCGCUUGAUUUUACGCUUGUUUCAACUGAUAAUCAAAUGAAAGCAUUGUUAGAAUUGGAUGACAAAAAUUUGCCAUAUAGCUUUUAUAAUUUAGUUCAUGUUGACGAUGCAACAUGUAUUGCUGAAGCACAUAAAGAAGUAACAAAAAAUAGUGCAAGUGGCAUAUUAAUUUAUCGUUUAAUAAGUAUACGUAGUCAACGUGUAUACUGGAUUCAAAGCAGUUGCCGAAUGUUUUAUAAAAAUGGUAAACCUGAAACAAUUGGUUUAACACAUCGACUUUUAACUGAAGUUGAAGGGAUGAUGCUAUUUGAAAAGCGCACAUCUUUAAGAGCUAAAUUAUUAUCCUUUGAUGAUUCUCUGCUGCAGUCACCCAGCAAUCUGCAGUCCACUGCAGCAUUACCAUCAACCUCCUGUGGAGAUGUCACAUCAUUAUCGCUUUGUAUGAUUGGUUCAGAGAAGAAUCGUUGUUCCACUUCAAAACGACAGAAUGCACAAUUUGCUGCAAUGCCAACAAGAUCGAAACAGUCGUUAUCAAUACCAGUAAACCGGAAUAUACCAACACAAGUAUCGGUGAGAGCAGCGGAAGUUCAGCAGGAGCAACAUUUAUCAAUACGUGGACGUAAACGAAAGAAACAAACCAGUAGCAUUAGUGCUAAUCAGUCAUCCACCUUAUCAGUACCUCAGUAUUCAACCUUCAUGAUGCCAACUACAAAUAAUAAUUUGAAAGAGACACAGAUGGAAAAUGAAAGACAGCAACAAAUUGUAGUUGCUACUACAGCAGCUGCCACUCAAAAUGAAAACUUUGCCACUACUGCUACAGUUAUCUGCGGUGUAUCGGGAAUCAACAACCCAUCGAUGAUUCCAGGAUUGCUUCAAUUACCUCAGGAUUUAACCAGCUUUCCGGGAUUAACAGCAUAUUUUUCAUCGGAUAAUACUACCGGUACAACGCGACAUGAACAAAGUUAUCACUGGUCAUCGGCAACAAAAUCAAACUAUUGGCCAUCAUCAUCGUCCUCUGAUUUGUACUACCAAAAUUAUAUGACUAAUAAUGCCGCAAUUUCCAAUGGAUUUUAUCAAUCACAAAUGGAACAAAAUAAUUUGAUAGCUGCAAGGAAUCGUAUGGAAUAUCCAACAUUCUUUACUUCCAACGAUCUGACUUUUACAGGUUCCACUUAUACACCAACACCUGCUCAAUUGCUCUUAUCAUCAUCUGAAUUGUUGCAACCAUCAACUGCUGUACAAUCUACAAAUACAAAUUCAAUAUUCAGAUCGACUGUAUUUGAUACAUCGGGACAUUCAACGACAGAUACUUUUAGUGAGGCUAUCAGUGAUUACACUCAAUCAAUGCAAAUGAUAACGGGUGAUAACGGUGGAGAAGUGACAAAUUGUAGCAAUACAUCAGGUUCGACGGGUUUUAAUUUAAUCUCAGAAGUAACAAAUACACUCCUCGGAUAA